Molecule: messenger RNA, 3069 nt
Organism: Sphaerodactylus townsendi
Lineage: Eukaryota; Metazoa; Chordata; Lepidosauria; Squamata; Sphaerodactylidae
Gene: TVP23C
Product: trans-golgi network vesicle protein 23 homolog C
Exons: 8
Coding region: 302-862 (186 amino acids)
Biological process (GO): protein secretion; vesicle-mediated transport
Cellular component (GO): Golgi membrane
Source: RefSeq, a predicted model, not a curated record
CUUUUUUUCUCCAACCAAGCGCUUGUUGAUAACGUAGUCAGCUGACCGAGGCGGAUGGUGUUGUGACGUGGUGGCGGAAGCGAUGUUGCGGCAGAUCAUUAUGUUUUAAAACUUCCAAAGAACUGGACCAGAGGAGUAGCAUAGUGUGUCUGUAGUAGCCAAAAUUAGCAGGACUCUUGUGGAACCUCAAAAGACUCUCCAUCCCCUCAGUGGACUAGAACUCAGUGGACUAGAACUUAGCUUGUCCGAGGACAGUAAUGAUGAUACAGAAGAUGUGUCACUCUUUGAUGCUGAUGAUGAAAUGUCCAGGAGGCCCAAGAAAUCAAAAAUAAAACAUCCAAUAGCCUCCUUUUUCCAUUUGUUCUUCCGGAUCAGUGCAGUGAUUGUCUAUUUAUUCUGUGAAUUGUUCAGCACCAGCUACAUUGCCUGUGUGGUGACGAUCAUACUGCUUCUGUCAUGUGACUUCUGGGCAGUGAAGAAUAUCACAGGGAGGUUGAUGGUUGGCCUCCGUUGGUGGAACCAGGUUGAUGAUGAUGGCAAGAGCCAUUGGGUGUUUGAAGCCAGGAGGGCCUCUUCUUCAGGGAGGAAAGUCACAUCAGAAGCAGAGUCCAGAAUCUUCUGGUUAGGUCUGAUCACAUGUCCUUUGGUCUGGGUCAUCUUUGCUUUCAGCGCCCUGUUUUCCUUCAAAGUGAAGUGGCUGGCAGUGGUGAUCCUAGGUGUGAUUUUACAAGGAGCUAAUCUUUAUGGCUAUAUCCGGUGCAAAGUGGGCAGCAGGAAGAAUCUGACCAGCCUGGCGACUUCCUAUCUAGGGAAGCAGUUCUUGAAGCAGACUGUGGCUAAAGAAGAGCAGGCUGUAUCCUGAAGAUCAUGAAGAGUCCUCCAUUUUUGUUUUGGUUUCUUCUGAAGAAUGAGAAAUAUUUCCUAGACCCUCUGAACCAGAGAUUUAUAAGCUGUAUGUGGAAUUUUGUAAUUAAAUAACCUUAUAGAAACUCAGCUUGCUACUUGUUUUUUGCAAGUCUUAAUUUAGAAGCCCUUCCUGUUACCUGACUAAGUGUUGGACUCUUUGGACCAGAUGACUCUAGUUAGGCCAGUGAAAUCCCAAAAUACUAGCUAUUCAUGCUGCAACAGAAGGGAAGUUAUGUACAAAGAGACUGGUCCCUUUGGUGUUGCUGUGGCAGUCUGUUGCAAAGUUGCAGUGUUAUGACUGGGAUGGGAUGGAAAAGAGAAUUGGAAGAACUUCAACUAAAGGGCUAGAAAUCAAAAGACACCAUGGGAAAGCUUCCAGGUGUACAUUUGAAAUAAAAGGACCCAGAUAUUUUUUAAGUUGCUCAAUGGACUCUGUGUAAAGACUUUUGCUCCCCUUCUUGCAGAAUAUGCUAUUUUGUACUGUGGUCCUCCCCCCCCCAUUUUCUAACUAUGACAUGAUUCCAGCCCUUUCCCCUUCAAACACCCCCCUCCACCCCCCAGGAAAGCUGAAUUGUAAUGAUAUGGCUUAAUAGUCUACCUGGAUUAUAUCAGGUUUGCAUUUUUAAUUUUUCUCUGAAGGGCUAGCAGAACAAAUAAGCAAAGGACUAUAUCUGCACCUUAAUUAAGUUGUUUAGACACUUGUUGGGAGCACUGGGAACCUCAAUGUGUUGAGCCAUACAGUGAGGCAGCCAUUUUCCUGGGCUAUCAGUGAAGUAGCUACUGUGUUUGUCAUGUACUUUUCUGCAGAAGGUGACAAACAGUAAUGAAGACUAAUGAAUAUUCAUCUCUUGUUGAAAUGUGCUUGAUGCUGGAGAGCUGACAAGUGCUGUGAUCAACCAUUUGGAAUAGUGUACCUGCAUUCAUGACUGGUAGUAUCUCUUCUAUCUCUGUCAUAGAUACACAAUAACGUUAAUGUGCUGUUCACACAUUGGCACAGCACAUAAUGUCUACAAACAGUGGAGCUCAGGAAUGAGUCUAGUUCUUGUCCAUGUGUACAUGCAAAUGUACUGAAUCACUCUCAGGGUUCAAUCCAGCCAGCUUUUCUAGGGGAAAAAGGAAGGAGGCAUCCCCUUUGAUUACCCAAAAAGGCAAAGCUGAGAACCAUGGAACCUGCAUGCACAGAAGUCCUGUGGGAUGAAUGCUGGGGUAUGGAUAGGAAUUGGAUGCUGGCUGGAUCCAACCCAUGGAGUGUUUUCUUUGAACACAUUCUUUGUUGGACAUACACUCUAACCUCUGUUUUGCCUGUGGGAUCCUCCACCCCUCUUUGCUUGGAUGGGCUGCAUGGGUGGGGUGCAGUUGGAUCCACAUUUACCUGUGUAGGUGUUGGUUUGUGCAGGACUUCAUUCAUAUAGAGGUGUAUGUGUGCCCAAAACACAUUUUAAUGCCAUACCGUGCUUCGUAUAAGCAAACUGGGGGUCUAUCAGAACUGGCCCUAAGAUGCUACAGUACUGUACACACUUUUUUUGGGGAAAAAAGUUAGUUAAGUUUUAAACUUCAGAGGCUAAUUAUUAGAAUUUUCAGUCUGAGAGAGCUAUGUGAAAAAGCAAGUGCAUCAUGAUUUAUUCUUGUCUAUGUUCAGCCCAGAUUUGGAUUCCAGCAUGCCAUCCUCAAAAAGCAACAUUAUCCUCCCCCCCCCUUUUUUUUUCCUGCUGCCACAGAUUGAGACGUGUUCCUUGGUGUCCUGGUCCUUAGCUUAUCUGCGCUAGGGUUGGCAGGGCUGCUUUCAUACUUAGUGUUAAAUUGAUGUUAAUGUUUGGAGGAUGCAGUCCUGUUAUCAAACUCGCAGUUUGUGAAUGAGCAACUGACAUGUUUAAAUGAAGUUUAGGAGAAGUAAGUUUAAUGACCAUAAAGAAAUGGUAGUAAAGAGGCUCUUGCUGUAAAGUGAAUGAAAUGUUGUCAAACGGUGGCUGAACUUCUCAUGUAGAGAUUGCCGGUCAUUUACAGUUGUAUUUAGAUGCCUGCAUAAUGGAAAGAUGUAGUUUUCAUUUUGGAGGAUACUGAAGCAUUGUGUUCAAGCUGUAAAAAUCUCUGAUCUGCAUUGUGCACGUUUGUGAAAUCUCACACAUUAACAUGUUUUUCAGAUAAAUAUAUUUUUAAAAGUUG